Messenger RNA from Annulohypoxylon maeteangense, 512 nucleotides. Its product is annotated as Prefoldin beta-like protein. The coding region runs from base 95 to 448 and encodes 117 amino acids. The record is from RefSeq and is a predicted model, not a curated record. Gene Ontology annotation, cellular component: cytoplasm; prefoldin complex. Gene Ontology annotation, molecular function: protein folding chaperone. NCBI's taxonomy places the organism in Eukaryota, Fungi, Ascomycota, Sordariomycetes, Xylariales, Hypoxylaceae. Gene Ontology annotation, biological process: protein folding. The transcript is spliced from 4 exons.
ACAACUGAUUUCAUUUGAAAAUAGUGUAUUUUCUCAUAUCAACUUUAUUCAACUUAAAAAGUCCAUUUUGUUGCAUCGGCAAUCCUCACUCACCAUGGCUACUAAGGCUAUAUCGGCCAAAAAGCAGCAAGAGCUACAAACAACAUAUUCAAACUACAAGAAUACGUUACAGCAACUAGCCCAGAAAAUUGGCGACGUUGAACAGGAAGCCGAAGAACAUAAGCUUGUUCUCGAUACCUUGGAACCGCUCCCGGGGGACCGCAAAUGCUUCCGCAUGAUCAACGGCGUGCUGGUGGAGCGAACAGUCAAGGACGUGAUCCCCGCUUUGAGGACUAACGCCGAAGGAUUGGAGAAGGUGCUUGAUGAUCUAGUCAAGCAAUACAAGAUCAAGCAGGAUGAUCUAGAAAAGUGGAAGAAAAAGAACAACAUCCAGGUUGUCCAGUCGUGAGCCAACCUCAACGUUACGCAUGGCGGGAGUGGAUGCGGAAAUUGGCGUUAGGGCUACGGUUUCC